This is a messenger RNA of Nicrophorus vespilloides, 828 nucleotides long. Its product is annotated as keratin-associated protein 4-9-like. The coding region runs from base 1 to 828 and encodes 275 amino acids. The record is from RefSeq and is a predicted model, not a curated record. The transcript has 4 exons. Lineage: Eukaryota; Metazoa; Arthropoda; Insecta; Coleoptera; Silphidae.
AUGUGCGACACGAACAGCAGGCUUCCAGCGUGCUGUACGCAAUUGACGGGAUCCGCGUGUGCGGCGCCAACUCCAAGGGAGACGAACAACUAUUACAGCAGAAACCACAUCAAGGACAGCAACGACGACUGCAAGGGAUCGUGCUACUGUCCAGAAGGUUGCUGCUGCCCGCACAAGGGCAUGAACGGUCGCUACGCGUCUCCGACAUCCUGCGACCCCUGCGCCAUCAUGGACUGCUGCUGCACCUCCAGCUGCGGUGGCGGCUGCUGCUGCCGUUCCUGCAAACCUUCAUGUUGCUCGCCUUCCCCCAAAUGUUGCACUCCUCCGAAAUGCUGCUCGCCUCCGAGGUGCUGCUCGCCACCUUCGCCGAGCUGCUGUCCCGAACCCUGUUGCGAUCCCUGCUGCGGCCCCUACACUCCACCCUGCCGAAAACCCAUCUGCUAUCCUCCGGUGGACCCAUGCGACGACACCUGUCCCAGCGAGAGGAUCUGCUACUACCCCUGCCCACAGCCCUGCCAACCCAAGUACUGCACGUGCGGUUCUCCCAAUCCUUGCGACUGCGAUCUGAACGCGAAAAAGAGACAGGCCAUCAGCGAGAUGGCGCCUUGCUGCAGACGAUGCGGACGAAAGGUUUACGCAGCUGAGAAGAUCAUGGCUUCAGGAGGUGCCUUCCACAGUUCGUGUUUCUCCUGCUACUGCUGCCAUAAACCUCUAGAGGUGACCAACAUGUACGAAAAUCAAGGGGAAAUUUACUGCAAACAAUGUUAUGCAAAGUACUUUGGUGUGCAAGGUUACGGCUACGGAAGCACCCUGCUCUCAUCCAUUUAA